UAAAAAAAAGGAUAGUCAUGCGAAGUCUGCUGCUAAACGCUUCUCAGCUGCUGAAGCUAAACCGAUCCUCCUCAAUUUUCCCAUCCCCCACACUCUUCACCUGUCGCGGCUCCCACUCCCCCGGAAAUUGUACUGCCAAUACUAAUAUUAGUCUCUGCAAUUUAAUUUUCUGUACAACUUCCUCCAAUCGAACGACCCCGUUUCGCACAUUUUCAGUCAUGGCUUCCGGCAGCGACGAGUUUGUUAAAGGCACUAUCCAUCCAAACGGCGUCGCCGUCAUCACUCUCGAUCGUUCUAAAGCCCUCAACGCCAUGAACCUAGAUAUGGAUAUCAAGUAUAAAAGCUAUUUGGAUGAAUGGGAAGACGACCCAAAGGUUAAAUGUGUAUUGGUGGAGAGCAGCUCUCCUCGUGCUUUUUCAGCAGGAAUGGAUAUUAAAGGGGUUGUUGCAGAAAUCCGAAAGGACAAAAGUGGUGAUGUCAAGCAGAUUUCAACCAAAAACCAACUGUCAGAUAUGAUUGAGGUAUUCACUGCUGAAUAUUCUCUAAUUUGCAAAAUCUUUGCCUACAAAAAGCCUUACAUGUGCUUCAUGGAUGGGAUAACAAUGGGGUUUGGCAUAGGCCUAUCUGGUCAUGGUCGAUAUAGGCUCAUCACUGAGAGGACUGUUCUUUCUAUGCCAGAAAAUGGAAUUGGGUUGUUUCCAGAUGUUGGCUUUUCUUACAUAGCUGCACAAAGUCCUGGAGAAGGAGCUGUUGGUGCUUAUCUUGGGCUGACAGGGAGUAGGAUAUCAACUCCUGCUGAUGCCCUUUAUGUGGGCCUUGGGACCCACUAUGUGCACUCUGGAAAGUUGGGUUCCCUGAGCGAGGCUUUAUUGGAAACCUCCUUCUCUGAGGAUCCACAUGAAGAUAUCAGAGUAUUAUUGGCAAAAUACAGCAGCAAUCCUGAAUCAGAACCCCAUCUAAAGUUGCUUUUACCACGAAUAAUAUCAACUUUCAGUGGUAGCAAUUCUGUUCAGGAGAUUAUGGGAGAGCUGGAGAAGCAUCAAGAGAGUGCUGAUACUUUAGUGGCUGAAUGGGCCAAGGAUGCUCUGCAAGGACUCAGGAAGGGUGCCCCCUUUUCUCUUUGUCUAACGAAGAAAUAUUUCUCUAGAGUUGCAACUGCUCGUCAAAAGAAUGAGAAUGAUUUAUCCACGCUGCCCAGUGUAAUGAAAACCGAGUAUAGGAUUGCUGUAAGGUCCUCUCUUCGAAAUGAUUUUGCUGAAGGUGUUCGUGCAGUCUUAGUGGAUAAGGAUCAGAAUCCGAGGUGGAAUCCUUCAAGUUUGCAGGAAGUCAACACUACCGAGGUGGAAGCGCUUUUUGAACCCCUAAGCCAGGAGAUUGGAGAGUUGAGCGUCUGAGAUGUCACUAGAAUUUAUAGAGAACAAAAAUUGCACUAGUUGAUAUCUUCCAUGUGAUUUAUCAUAAUCCGUGACUCUACCAGUGAGCAGAACGGAAAAUAUGCGCGUCUUUUCAUGGUUGGUUUAAUGACAUGAAAUCUAUUAGUAUCUUCAUUCCGAUGCUUUCUGUUAUCACCAGGAUUAUUAGUACGCAUCAUGGUGUAAUAACAAGAUUCCUUAAUUUCCAAA
This is a messenger RNA of Coffea eugenioides, 1622 nucleotides long. RefSeq names its product 3-hydroxyisobutyryl-CoA hydrolase-like protein 3, mitochondrial. Gene Ontology annotation, biological process: L-valine catabolic process. Lineage: Eukaryota; Viridiplantae; Streptophyta; Magnoliopsida; Gentianales; Rubiaceae. The record is from RefSeq and is a predicted model, not a curated record. Bases 18 to 1394 code for a protein of 458 amino acids. Gene Ontology annotation, cellular component: cytosol. The transcript is spliced from 11 exons. Gene Ontology annotation, molecular function: 3-hydroxyisobutyryl-CoA hydrolase activity.